UCGUAUUAAGAAAACGUAACGUAGCGCAGCGGACGGGUUGAGUCCUGCGACUUGGUGUGUUUGUGCAGUAGUGUGCGCCAAGGUAUCAUACGGGCAUGUGUGAUGAUUUUUGGUGAUUUUCUGUGGGAUAUUGAAAAGGGUCGGGCUUGUUUACUAGGUCACUCACUGGCACGUUAAGCAUCGGCGGGAAGCCGAUCCGACCGAUGUUGUUGUCGUCUCGCGCUGCUGUGUGAUUGUGCGUCACCGCCGUCGCCCACAGACACGAAAAAUAGGCGGCGGACUGAAUUCGCGCCGAGCAGCCAUGGCCCCGACGCACCGCUCAAGAAGUCGCAGUUUGGAGCGCCUGAAGACGAAGCGGAGAAGCGCGUCGGGCAGCGGAAGCGACGGGAGCAGGAGGAGCUCCUCGGCCGAACACAGCAGAUCCGAGCCGAGGCCUCGGUGGGCCGAUCAUCCGGGGGACAGGUCCCGUUCGAGGCUCCACAAAGUGAGCCGCUCCAGGUCCAGAUCCAGAGAGAGGGAGAGGGGCGCCUGGUCCAGCCAGCGGGAUCAUGUGAGACACCCCCACGGUCCGAGGUUCGACUACUUCGACAAAACGGAUGACAUCCUACGGCAGAGACAGGAGGCCUUCAUAGCCCGGCGGCUGCAGGAGCGGGAGAGGAUUGGGGAACUGGGCUCUCCGGAGGUCUGGGGCUUGUCGCCAAAAGUCAGAGAGCCUGACUCAGACGAACACACCCCUGUAGAGGCAGACAUGAAAAACAGUAGUUCUGAGUCCAGUGCAGAAGAGGAAGAGAAAAAGAAGAAAAGAAAAAAGAAGAAGAAGAAAAGGUCCAAAAAGAAGAAGCAUCGAAAGCACUCCGAAGACAGUGAAUCAGAGAGUGACUCUGAGGAUGAGGAAGAACUGAAAAAGAAAAGGAAGAAGAAGAAAAAAGGCAAAAAGAAGAAGUCCAAGAAGAAGAGGAGCAAGAAGAGCCACAAGUCUUCCAGCGAUUCAAGCAGCGAUGGCUCGGAGGAGGAGGAGGAGGAAGACUUGAAUGGGGACCUGUGGGUGGAGAGGACCUGCAAAGAUGGUGGGAUAGUGGGACCCGAGGCACCACUGACACACCUGUCCCAGGAUGACAAACCUCUUGAUUUCGGUCAUGCGCUGCUGCCGGGUGAAGGUGCCGCAAUGGCAGAGUACGUGAAGGCAGGCAAGCGCAUCCCUCGAAGAGGUGAAAUCGGGCUGACCAGCGAGGAAAUUGCUGACUUUGAGAAAUCGGGAUACGUCAUGAGUGGCAGCAGGCAUCGGCGCAUGGAGGCGGUGCGUCUGAGAAAGGAAAAUCAGAUUUACAGCGCAGACGAAAAGAGGGCCCUUGCUUCCUUCAACCAGGAGGAGCGUAGAAAGCGAGAGAGCAAGAUCCUGUCCAGCUUUCGUGAGAUGGUGUACAGAAAAACAAAAGGCAAAGAGGAGAAGUAAAUCCUGGUAUGGGGGAACAGAUUGUUUUUUGUGUGUAUGAUUU
Scleropages formosus (Asian bonytongue) is the source of this 1496-nucleotide messenger RNA. It is a transcript of the gene nkap, whose product is annotated as NFKB activating protein. The coding region runs from base 302 to 1453 and encodes 383 amino acids. The record is from RefSeq and is a predicted model, not a curated record. NCBI's taxonomy places the organism in Eukaryota, Metazoa, Chordata, Actinopteri, Osteoglossiformes, Osteoglossidae. Gene Ontology annotation, biological process: regulation of gene expression. The transcript has 8 exons. Gene Ontology annotation, cellular component: nucleus. Gene Ontology annotation, molecular function: chromatin binding.